Molecule: messenger RNA, 390 nt
Organism: Octopus bimaculoides (California two-spot octopus)
Lineage: Eukaryota; Metazoa; Mollusca; Cephalopoda; Octopoda; Octopodidae
Source: RefSeq, a predicted model, not a curated record
AUGUGGAAUCAGAAUUUGCAAGAUGGAUAUGUUCCAAGUUCAUGCAGAGGGCGCUACCCGUUCCUGGUAUAUAUUCCUUCAAAACCAGGGAAAUGUGGAAUUACAAUUUGGGCAAUAGGCGACUGUGAAAUAUCUUAUGCCUGGAAAAUUCAAGUCUCCACUGGAAAAAACCCAGUAAAAUGGAGAGAGACAUAUCAAGGUUCAAGAGUUGUUGAAGAACUAGUAAAAGAACUUGAAAAUACAGGUCGCAAUAGAACUUGUGAUAACGUUUUUACAAAUCUAGGAUUCGCUCAAAAGCUGCUUAGCAAGAAAACUACUUUAGUUGGAACUAUUAGAAAGAACAGAGUUGAACUUCCAAGUGAUUUCACUAAUGGAAAAAAAGAGAAAUGA